Ciona intestinalis (vase tunicate) is the source of this 1017-nucleotide messenger RNA. The record is from RefSeq and is a predicted model, not a curated record. Lineage: Eukaryota; Metazoa; Chordata; Ascidiacea; Phlebobranchia; Cionidae.
GUGAAAUGUUUUGAAUUAAAACUUUGUUUCAUUGUUUAGCUCUGAAAAUUCUGUAGUUAUAUAAAGAUAGAGUGAAAUGUCGUUCAACAAACACAUGGGACCUGGUCUGGCUCUUUUUCAAGGUGAAAUGAUCCUUAUGGACCAUGAGAACGUAGAGAUGGUGUUAAAGAAGUUUUCUCAUUCAUGUGAACAUUUAAAGGGACAGAAGAUUGGACAUGUUUAUCUCACUAACUUCAGGUUGUUAUUUGUGAGCAGCAAGAGCAAUGAUAUGUUGCGUGAACUUAGCAUGCCCUUUAAGAAUAUCAAGGACUUUGAAAUCAAACAACCUGUGUUUGGUGCAAAUUAUUUGCAGGGAAAACUAAAUGCUGAACCUGAUGGUGGAUGGCAAGGGUUUGGAAUAUUUGAGAUGACAUUUAAAAGUGGGGGCGCGAUUGAAGUUGGCCAAAAACUUGUGAAACUAGCUACCAAUCCCCCACAAAUGAUGUACCCAGCACCUCCAGUCAUGGUUUACCCCACUGCCUCAAUACCCGGCUACCAAGUACCUGGUUCAACCAAUGCUUAUGCCUUCCCUGCCCAAGCUUCAGCCCCACCACCUCCCAUGUACCAACCCCAGGCAGGGGCUUACCAACCCCCACCUUACCCACAGCAAGCCCCUUACCCCCCACAGUCAUCCCAACAAGCAAAAGCCAUGGAAGCCCAGCAAAGCACUUUGCCACCACAAUAUACUGAACAACAACAAGCCCCUCCUAAAUAUGAUGAAGCUAUGAAGAAAGAUCAGUAAACUGUUUUCGGGAUACAACAUAUGUACAUUAUACGGCUGUGUUAAUUAUUAUUUAAGGUACUGUUUAUUGCAUUGUGGUUCUAUGUGUGUAGAACUAAGUAACUAUUAUAUAUAAAUUUCUUUUUUAAAAUAAAGACAAUUGUUGUAAUUCAAUGUAAAUAUUCUUAUUUCUUUUAACUUAUAGUUUGUCGAAUUAUGAGUGCAAUGUUUUUUGUAUAUAAUAAAGUAUUGGAGUU